Messenger RNA from Scylla paramamosain (green mud crab), 4516 nucleotides. It is a transcript of the gene mRpL13, whose product is annotated as large ribosomal subunit protein uL13m-like. Gene Ontology annotation, molecular function: mRNA binding; structural constituent of ribosome. Bases 137 to 673 code for a protein of 178 amino acids. The record is from RefSeq and is a predicted model, not a curated record. The transcript has 5 exons. NCBI's taxonomy places the organism in Eukaryota, Metazoa, Arthropoda, Malacostraca, Decapoda, Portunidae. Gene Ontology annotation, biological process: translation; negative regulation of translation. Gene Ontology annotation, cellular component: ribosome; mitochondrial large ribosomal subunit.
UCUCUCUCUCAAGUCAAAAGUUGACGCCUCCGAACACACUGGUGACGUCACAUGUCAACAAGACCACCACCAUCACCACUACCUCGCCUCAGCCUCACCACCGGCGGCGCCUAACAGACAAGCGUGUAGGAGAGCAAUGUCUGCCGCUAGGAGAGUCCAGCAAUGGGCAACAUUUGGACGUAUGUGGUACUUGUAUGAUGGUAAAUGGCAGAAUCCUCUUGAGUCAGCUGACAAAAUUGUUCCCUACCUUGAUGGCUCACACAAACCCAUCUUCCAUCCCUUGAAUGACUCUGGAGAUCAUGUGGUGGUGAUCAACUCUCGGGACAUUGCCCUGCCUGGUGACGAGUGGGAGAAGCGCGUCUACUUCCACCACACAGGGUAUGCUGGAGGAGCCACCUGGACCCUGGCGUGGCAGCUUCAUGAAGCUGACCCCACCAUGAUAAUAAGGAAAACUGUGUACAACAAAUUAAGUAAAAACUUACUAAGACGAGGAAGACUGGCUCGGCUUCACAUAUUCCCCGAUGACAAGGUACCUGACAGCAUCCUGAAGAACGUUUCAGCCCAGAUGCGCCAGCUCCGGCCAGUGCCCAGGCGCCUUGACCACUACCCACAGGAGGAACUAGAAAACUUUCCCAAGAUAUUUGACUGGCCAAAGGAUCAUGUCAUCAAUUAGUGUUGUAAAACAAUACAUAAAGCUUAUUACAUGUAGCAAAUUUAAUUUUUUUUUUAAUAACAUCAUAAUAUUGUAUGGGAGGAUUUAAAUGUUUAUUGCUGCAGUAAUAUUCAGCUAUUAUCUCAAUGGGUAGUGUAAGAAGAUAAGAAUGUCCCCCAUGUGUUUAUAACUGGCUGAAUGAUAAUGUUUUUUGGCAUGUUAUAUAAUUACUGAUUCAUUGUUGAGAUUCUCUACCUCCCUGUCCUCCACUUAUUAUAGCCAGGUGUGUGUGUGUGUGUGUGUGUGUGAGAUAAUGUUUUUUUUUUUUAUCUGGCAUGUUCUUGUAAAUAAAAUUGCCACAAUGAAAUCCACAUCUCAUUGGCACCUUGAAGGCAAUCAGUGAGGCAUUCACUGGGUAUAUCUCAAAGUUAAUUUGAUCUUGUAAAUAAAAGAAUAAUUAUUAUUUACUUUUGUUAUUGUUGUUCACAUUUAUAAGAAAACCAAUAACAUGUAACAAGUGUAGACAAUCUUGGUGGCCACCAUACUCCAUGACUAACAUGCAAUUGUUGUUGAGACAAUAUUCAAUCCUGUAUUCAAACCCUUACUCAAAUUGCCUGAGAGAAUAGAAACUAUAUUGAAACAUCUUACACAUUGUCCAGAUACAUAAUUAUUUACUUUUAAUGCAUGAAUAUCACAAUUCUUGAAAUGAAAAAUGAGCGUCAGACAUGUACUCUCCACAGCCCCUCUCCCUGCAUGCUUAGCUGUUGUGGUGGCUGCAGCUGAACUGGGCAAUGGCUAGUGAGGACUGUCAUUGGCUUUCUUGCUACAAAUCACAAGCCAUCACACGAAAGCCAUCACUGAUACAACCUUGAUGUUCUUGGUGUUCUUUGUUCUGCUUACUGUAAUCACCCUUUAUAACCUGACUGAUUUGCUAACUGCUUGACUUCUGUUCCUGCUGCCGACUGACUGCAUUGUCACCAGCCCAUGUCAGCAAGCACAGGGUACAAGGUUGUGUGAAGUGCAGUAAGUUGGAUGGAAUGAAACAUGAGGCCUGCUGAGGAAGGGGCAUUCCCACCUGCUGCGAGGUGGGAAAAGGUACCAAGACAGGAUACCUCAAUUGGCAGUUUUGCCAGCUCCAAGAUGGCUGUAAACCAUACACAGCACCAGUCUGAUGUGAACCUCAGGGCUUGACUACUACAACUCCAGGGCUCCCAAGAGUAGCCUACAAAAAUAAUUUGUUUGGAAUUUUAAUGGUUUAGUAAUAAAACUUAUGUACACAUCAUUAUUGAUAUGAGAAAACCAAGUAAAAAUAAAUAUCUUUAAAAUCUUGAAGCAUUUCAUCAUAAUAUUAAGUCAACUGUCUCCAAAAUUUACGACAUACCAACAAUAACAAAUAUCUAUAUUCCUAUAUAUUUGUGUCACUGCAGUGAUCCCUUAAAAAAAAAAAAAAAAAAAAAAAAUGCAAAUAUUUCCAAUUAAAAAGAGCACCUUUAGCUCAUACCAAUGAGACAGAGUGAGGCACAGCAGUGCUCACUCCACACAGUGAUAUGAGGAUGUGAUGGCAGGUUUAUCUGGUCCUAGGCAGUACUUCAUUCUACAUUUCUAAAGCUGGGUAAUAGGGGCUAUAUAUGCAUUUUCUCUAACAGUAAUGUAGGUGCUCAUUUGAAUGUCAAAGGUCUUCAUAAUUCAUCACUAAAUUAAACAUCUAUGUACAUUACAAGUAUUUGCAAAUAAACUGUAACACUGAAAAGUGAAAGAUGAAGCAUGGGAGACCACAGGACAGGUAGAAUGUAGCAGCACAAACAAGCCCUUGCCUCUCCCCUUCCUCAGAGUAAUGAUGGUAAUGAGAUGAACCAUGACAUUGUGAACACUCACACACAACUGCCUUCCAUCUCCACUUUAGCUUAGCACUGCGUGGCUCAAACUUAAUGGCCAAGGGCCGGGGCUGCGUUUCAAUAUUUUUCCCAAACACCACUACAGCGACCCUCAGUUCUGUUUACCCUCACCCUUCCCUUCUAUGUCAAGGAAGAAGUAGUUGCCGGAACUCUUCUGCUCGGUAUCCUUCUGGCUGGAGUCCUUGUUGAUGCGCGGCCGGAAGUUGUUGGGGUCACGACGGAAGGUGAUUCCCAGCAUCUCCAGGAACUUGUUCAUGCCAGAAACAAGCGUCUGUGGGGCAUUGGCUGUGGUUUUGACAGAGGGUGUCCCUUCAAACACAAUGACACGGUCUGCCAAGUAAGUUGCCAUGAUGAAAUCGUGCUCCACUACAAAUGCAGUCUUCUUGGCAUGCAUGAUGUAACGUUUGAUGACCUUGGCAGCAGCCAAACGCUGCUCAGAGUCCAGAUAGGCCGAGGGUUCAUCAAUGAGGUAAACUUCAGCCGGCGUGCCCAAACAGAGGGUGAGUGCCACACGUUGCAACUCUCCUCCUGAAAGAUGCUGCACCUCCUGCUCUAUCAGCUCCUCAAUCUUCAUUGGUUUCAUCACAUCUGUUACAAACUGAGGAUGAAUAUAUGCAUCACGGAUCUUAUCGUGCAGCAGCUGGCGUACAGUUGACUGACUCUUAGGACUGAUCUUCUGUGGCUUGUAGGAUAUGUGAAGUUCUGGCAAUUCUGAUUUGCCCUCAUCUGGGUCGAGUCUCCCAGCCAGCAUCCUGAUAAAGGUAGUCUUUCCUGUCCCAUUUUCUCCCAGCAGUACCAUGAUUUCAGAAUCGGUAAAGUUGCCAGCCUCCACUGUAAGCUGGAAUUCUCCCAUCUUCUUUGUCAUUUUUGGGUACUUGAAGCGACACAUGCGUUUGAUCUCCUCCUCAGUAAGCUGGUCUGAAACCUUGAAGGUGAGAGAUUCCUCUCUAAAGCGAAGGUUCUCAGUAGGUACAAAGCCGUCCAGGAAAACAUUGAUACCUUCACGCACAGAGAAGGGGACAGUGACCACUCCAUAGGCUCCGGGUUGGCCAUAAAGACAGCAGAUGAAAUCAGAAAGGUAGUCAAGGACAGCCAAGUCGUGCUCCACCACCACUACAUAGUUGUCGGCCUUCACCAUGGAGCGGAUGGCCCGGGAAGCAUUGAGACGCUGCUUCACAUCAAGGUAGGAGGAUGGCUCAUCAUACAUGUAGAUGUUGGCAUUCUGGAUACAAACCAUGGCAAUGGCAAACCGCUGUAGCUCCCCACCAGAAAGGUCCUCAAUGUUGCGACCUAAGACAGCUCGCAAGUCUAGGGCAGUGAGGAUGUCCUCCAUGUUCCCAAGGUCAUUCUUCUUGUGUAGAAGAUCCUUGACGGCGCCCUUUACAGCCUUGGGGAUCUGAUCCACAUACUGAGGCUUGAUGAUCGCCUUCAGGUCGUCUUCUAGGAUGCGAGUGAAGUAGUUCUGCAGUUCAUUGCCUCGGAAGUAAGUCAGGAUGUCAGUCCAGUCUGGGGGAUCAGAAAACUGGCCUAGAUUGGGUUUGAGCUUCCCGGCCAGGAUCUUGAGAGCAGUGGACUUGCCAAUACCGUUGGUGCCCACCAGGCCAAGCACCUCCCCACGGCGCGGUACGGGUAGACGAUGCAGCUUGAAGGAGUUCUUGUUGUAGCGGUGAACAGUCUCCUUCUCAAGAUUGCUCGGGAGGUUGAUGAUCAUGAUGGCCUCAAAGGGGCACUUCUUGACGCAGAUACCACAACCAAUGCAAAGCUCUUCACUGAUGGCAGCCAUCUUGUCAUUUGGUGUCACUUCAAUGCACAGCUUGCCCAUCCGCACCACCGGGCAGGACUUCUUGCACUCCUGCCGGCACCUCUUGGGCUUGCACUUCUCCGUGUUAACGAUGGCAAUACGAGUCUGCUUCUCGCUGUCAUCUUGCUUCUUGCGGGGAGGCAUAUUGACAGUGGCUGGUUAGCGUCU